This is a messenger RNA of Symbiodinium natans, 2352 nucleotides long. The record is from the annotation of a GenBank genome assembly. NCBI's taxonomy places the organism in Eukaryota, Dinophyceae, Suessiales, Symbiodiniaceae.
AUGUGGAACGCAUUGCGAUUUGCGCUUGCCACCCUCGCAGCCAUCCAUGUGGUGGCUGCCACGGAUUCGGAAUGCCUAGAGGCUGAGUGCGGAGUGAUUGAGGACGAAGCCCCCUUGCUGGAUGUCCAGCUCCUCCAAAAGUCCUUGCGCCUCACGCCGGUGAAACCAUCAGCCAUUGAGACGGUAGAAGCUGAUGGAAGUGUCAGGGAGGCAGACAUUGAACCAGUGGAGGACCAUUCGCUACUUCAGACCUCGUUGGAGGUCAGCGAAGCGGAGGCAUCCAAUGCGACGGCAGUUUUGGGAAUGGACGGUUGGCGUCUGCGUCCGAAUGCCAGCUGCUUUGUGGAGGGCCUGCUUCCGAUCUCUGGCACGAAGCCGUUGCUCGUGCAGCUCGGAACUGUGCACGAGCUCUCCAACGAAGUCGGCCACUCCUCGCUGUCGGUCGCGUCCUUCCUCUUUGCGGACGCGGCCAAGUUGAGGGCCUCCCUGAUUUUGUCACUCUACGUUGCGCUCUACAUUUUUUCCAUCGUCUCCAUGUACUACCACAUGACAACAGUGCGGCCAGCAGGCAAAACUCCUCUCCCCGGCUACGGCAAAGGAGACACUUGUCCCGAAGAUGAGAUACUGCGGAGCAACUCCUACUUGAGCUGGCUGUGUGUGACUUGGCUGAGCCCCAUGGUGGCACGGCUAGGCCACUCCUGGAGCAGCGCAAUGUCCAAGUGCAGCCCGGACGAAAUCCCGCCCGUGAACUCCCCGGAGUACCAGGCGGCUCGCCAAUGCGAGAGGUUCGAGGCCCUUUGGGCAGAAGAGGUGCAGCUGCGUGGCUUGGACGAGGCAAGCAUUAUACGAGUGCUAUUCAAGCUUUGGGGCUACAAGAAGCUGUUCUUCUUCCACAUGUCGCUCUUCAUUCAUGUGGUGAUUGGCAACUUGUACCAAGUGUACCUGAUCCAGUCGUCCCUGAGCUACUUCUUCUGGCUUCAGGCCCAGGUGCACGAGACCGGUGAGCUUCCUGACAUGACGAAGCCCAUCUUGUCGUCCAUCGUCGCCUUCUCAAUACAGCCGCUUGUCUUCGCCAUCCUGUGCUCGUUCGAAGCCAACCUCUCCAUGAAGUUCGACCAGUCCGUCGCAGGGGUGGCCGUGGCUAUGUUCAAGAAGACACAGCGCCUUCCUGCCUCUGUCCUCAGCCAAGACAAGCCUGUGGGCUCCGAGGACCUGGCCGAGAAGGUGUCGAAGAAGCCGAAUGCCAUGAUGACGAUCAACAAUGAUGUGAUUGGCAACUUCCAUGGGCUGACGUUUCAGGCCUCACUCACGCUUAACGCGACCAUGACGGUGGCGGUGCUGCUCGUGCUCAUGGCUGUCAAGCUCCGCCUGGCCACUCUCUUCUGCCUGGCAGUGGCCAUCCCAGCCCUCACCGUGUCCGUGAUCCUCAGCGGGGCCAUGGGGAUCAACAUGAUGCAGCUGCAGGAUGUUCAGGACAAGCGCGUCUACUUGCUCCGCGAAGUGCUCAAGGGCAUUCGCAUUGUGAAGUGCUACGCGUGGGAGAACGCCAUGGAGGAACAAAUCAAAAGGAUCCGAGCCAGAGAGCUGUCGAUGCUGGGAAUCUACUUCAGGAUGUGCAGCCAUUUCGUUGUCCUCUUCAACCUCUUCCCAAGGUUGUUGACCUGCGCCGGCCUGUGGGGCUUCCUUCACCUGUACGGCAACAGCGACCUCGCCUCGAUCUUCGCUUGCCUGCAGAUCCUGGCUUCCCUGAGGGCGGAGAGCUCCACGCUGUCUGGAGGCAUCCAGCGAAUGAUCACGGUCCGCAUCAGCGCAUUGCGCGCGGAGAACUACCUGAAGCAAGAGGAAGCACCGGUUCUCCCAGGAGUUAGCGUUCCAAAGUGGGUGGAGAUCUGGCCCAAGACUGGCGGCUCGGAGGGGACCAGCUUCCAGAUCCGUGGAAGCUACCUCUACUCCCGCGAGAAGCCGUCGGAGGUGGCUUUGCACGACCUCGACAUACAGGUGCGAAAGGGAGAGAUGGUGGCGAUUGUCGGUGGCGUGGGCUCCGGGAAGAGCACUCUUCUAGAAGCUGCGCUCGGGGAGCUCCAUCCUGCCUCGGAAGAGAAGGCCUUCUUGUCCCGGCCGCAUGUCUGUGGGUACAGUGCGCAAGUCCCCCACAUCGCGGAGGGCACCCUGCGUGAGAAUGUGGUCUUUGGCCAGGAGUUCGAUGAGGCCAAAUAUCGCCAGGCCGUCGCAGCUGCGGGCCUGGAUGGCGACCUGAAGCUCCUGCCAGGCUCAGAAUACUCCUGGGGUUCUCUUCAGGCUCAGGGUGUGCAAAGACCAUGUGGUCACUUCUCUAGUACGACUAUAAGGUAA